AUGUCAGGAAGUACUUUUGAUUAAAAAAUAAAGGAAAUGUGUGAAUCUAUGAUGAAAGAUUAUUCUUAAGUGUCUUAAAGCAAUGAUGAAAAAGAGGUAUAUAUCUAUUAACUAAUAUAUAAGUCUAAAAAGCAUGAAAAAAUAAUUGAAACUUCAACAUUCUUAGUCAAAGCCAUAGCAUUCAUUCCAAACAAAAAUAAUAAAAUUGCUAUUGCAGGUGAAAGCUAGAUUACAGGUGAAAACUAGGUUCAAAUUCACGAAGUCAUGUUUAAUUAAGGUUCUUCAAAUAAUAAAAAUAAUAUUCAAGAAGAAGCAUAUAAAGAAUAGAUUAAAGGAUCUAGUGAAAAAUUUUACGAAUAUAUUUUAUACACUAGAAGAAAUAAUUAAGGGAUUGUAAAUUAUAUUUAAUAGGUUUAAAAUGAUAAUUUAAAUAUUUAAGAGAUUUAAAAUUAUAUUAGUUAGGUAAAAAGAAAUACUUAAAAUAUUCAAACAUAAAUUUAAGAGAUUUAAAAUUAUAUUUAAUAGGAUUAAAGAAAUAUUUAAGAAAAUAAUUAAGAGAAUAAAAUAGAUAAGAUUAAAAAUACGAUACUCAGUUCUAUUUAAGAAAUUGAAAAAAUUAUAUCAUAAGUAAAUCAAGGAAACUUUUAUCAAAAGACUAUUGAAAUUUUUUCAAAAAUAGUAGAGAUUGAAGAAAAUAAUAGAAAAAUGCAAAUAAGUAUUUAUGAGAUUGAAAAUAAUUGUUAAAGUAAAAAAUUCAAAAUAUAUAAGUUAUUCCAUUUACAUCAUAUGAAAAUAAUGACACUAAAUAAAAAUUAAAUUAACUUUUAUUUAACAAUGACACAAUUACAGCUAUUCAUUUUCCAAAAAAUCAGAAUAAUUCACUUGAAUUCGUUAUAGGCACUAAAAAUGGACAUUUUUUUUCUACUUAUAUAAAUCUUGAUAAUAAUCAAUAAAAUCAUGGUGUUCAAAUUCAUUCAUAUAAUCAAAAUGAAUAUAAAAUUAAAAAAUAAGAUGGACUUCAUUAAGGUCAAAUAAGCUGCAUAUUAUCAAUAGGGGUGGUUAAUAAUAGUUCAUUAUAUGAGAAUAAUGAUAAAUUAGUUAUAUUAACAAGUGGUUAUGAUAGUCAAAUCUUGUAAUUUAAAAUGGACAGUUUACCUAAGGGUGAAGGUGAAUCAAAUAAUGAAUCAUUGUUAAUCGAAAAAUUAUAUGAAGUAGAUAAUUCUUUUAAAAAACAUGGUCAUAAAGAAGCAAUUUUUUGGUUAUCUUUGAGUGAAGAAGAAAAAACAUAAUAAACAUAGAAUUUAAUUUCCUCUGGUUAUGAGGGUUAUUUUUUUAUUUGGUAAAGAAAAACUCAUAAUUUCAAGUGGAAUUUAAUAUACAAAUAUAAAAGAAGUAGUGUAGGAGCAAGAGUAGCCUAUUUUGGAUAAGAUUAAAUAGUAUGGCAAGUUUUUUAGUAAAAUUAUGUUAAUAUUUUAACAAAUCUUUCAUAAUAGCAUUUUAUGAAAAGUUAAGAUGUAGCAUAGCAUUUAAAGCUUGAGAAUUUAUAAAAAGUACAAUUUUAUUAGCAAUAAAUUGAAAAUAAUAUUGAAAAAUACGAUAAUGACAAAUUUCCAUUAUUAUACAAUGAUGAGAAAAAAAUAAUGGUAAUUAAACAUGCAAGUAAAAUUUGCUUUUUGAAUUGUUAUUAAUAGAGAAGCGUUGAAGGACAAUAAAGAUAGACUUAGUAAAAACGUAAUGAUGAAAUCUAUUUUUAAUUUUUGAAUGGAUUAGAACUUGAUUGUAAUGUAAAUUGUACAGAAGGGGCAAUUUCUUCAAAUGGUACUAUGUUAGCAGUUUCAGAUAAUUUUAAUAAAAUUAUCAAAAUUUAUAGAUUAGAUCAUUUUUUAUGA
Molecule: messenger RNA, 1889 nt
Organism: Paramecium pentaurelia
Lineage: Eukaryota; Ciliophora; Oligohymenophorea; Peniculida; Parameciidae
Source: the annotation of a GenBank genome assembly